UAGCUAGCGCGCACAGGCAUUACAGCUCAAGUGCCACCACUACCGGGACACGACUCCUCACCAUGCCUUCCCCUUCCUCGGCCCACUGGCUGAGCCUCGUCGGGAGCAUCUGGCUGCAGACCAUCAACGGGCCCAACUCCGACUUCCCGGUGUACUCGUCGCAGCUCAAGGACCUCAAGCACAUCUCGCAGGUGCAGCUCAACUUCCUCGCCUUCGCGUCCGACGCGGGCAAGCUCUUCGGCUGGUUCUCCGGGGUGGCGGCCCUGUACCUGCCGCUGUGGCUCGUGGCCUUCAUCGGCGCCGCGUUCGGCCUCGUCGGCUACGGCGUCCAGUACCUGUUCUUGGACAGCGCCGGGCUCCGGUACUGGCACCUGUUCGUGCUCACCUCCCUGGCCGGGAAUGGCAUCUGCUGGAUCAACACCGUCUGCUACCUCCUCUGCAUCCGGAACUUCGGGUCCAGCAGCCGCGUCGCGGUGAGCCUCGCGACGAGCUACCUCGGCUUGAGCGCCAAGGUCUACACCAGCCUGGCCGACUCGAUACCCGGCCUGGCCAACUCCAAGGCGAAGACGUACCUCCUCCUCAAUGCCGUCGUACCGAUGCUCGUCACCGUCGUGGUGGCGCCGUCUCUCAGGGUGGUGGACCUCAAGAGCGAGGCCAGCACGGACGCCGCAUUCCUCGUCAUGUUCGCCAUCACGCUCGCCACCGGAGCAUGCGCCGUCGUCGGCAGCAUAGGCUCCACGUCGAACGGGCUGUCGUCGAGGGAGCACAUGAUCAGCCUCAGCGUGCUACUGGCCACUCCCAUACUUAUCCCGCUGGCUCUCAGGGUCCGGGAGAGCAUGAACAAGAUAUGGGAAACAAAGCGGGAGAACAGAAUCUACGAUCUCGGCACCGACGAGGCCGAAGCCAUGGACACUGUCGUCGCUAUCGAUGUCGCCGACGUCGAGAGCAAGGAGGGAGACAGUGUCACGGAGAAACCGCAAGAGGAGGUCGGGGGUCUCCAGCUGCUAAGGAAGCCGGACUUCUGGCUCUACUUCUUCAGCUACAUGUUCAGUGGCACCCUGGGUCUGGUCUUCUUGAACAACCUGGGACAGAUCGCCGAGUCGCGACGGCUCGGGCAGAUUUCCACGCUGGUCUCCCUGUCGUCUUCGUUUGGAUUCUUCGGCCGCCUGCUCCCGUCGUUCUUGGACUACUACUCCGCGAAAAGCGGCUACUCCAUAUCAAGGACGGCGUCAAUGGCGUCGCUGAUGGCGCCCAUGUCCGGCGCCUUCUUUCUGCUGCUCAACACGAGCGACUUCUUCCUGUACCUGAGCACGGCCAUCAUCGGCACCUGCACGGGCGCCAUCACGUCGGUGGCGGUGUCGGCGACGAGCGAGCUGUUCGGCACCAAGAACUUCGGCGUGAACCACAACGUGGUGGUGACCAACAUCCCCGUGGGCUCCCUGUGCUUCGGCUAUUUCGCGGCCUACCUCUACCAGCGCGGCGCCAGGGGCAGCCACCGGUGCAUCGGCGCCGGCUGCUACCAGGAGACGUUCGUGGUCUGGGGCUCGACGUGCGCCGUCGGCACGCUGCUCUGCACCGUCCUCUACGCGCGGUCCCGCAGCUUCGCCGGGAGGCUACCGGCUGCCGCAGCAAGGACGCCAUGCCUUGCCCGCUUAGCUAACCUCGUAGGUGGUAACAAGGCUCCAGAAGUUUCUGAUCUGAGGGCCUGAUUAAUUAUGUCGAUUAAUCUUAGUGACCAUACAGCCAUCAAGCAUCUGCCAGUAGGCGAUGUAGCUUUUGUUUCUUUUGAUCUUCUUCUUUUUCUUCUUGUCUUUUUUGGUUCCUUGACUGAUCCCGAGGGGGAUACAGAAAAGCCGGAGAUGAGUAGAUAUUGUGCAGCAGGGUGGUCACCUUUUCAGUGCAUGUAUAUGCCUAUAUCAAUGGUUAAUUAAAACUUGAAAGGAAUUCAGGUUUUCAUGUUGGCCUUUUGGUAUUACA
Phragmites australis (common reed) is the source of this 1977-nucleotide messenger RNA. Its product is annotated as protein NUCLEAR FUSION DEFECTIVE 4-like. The record is from RefSeq and is a predicted model, not a curated record. Gene Ontology annotation, cellular component: membrane. The coding region runs from base 63 to 1709 and encodes 548 amino acids. NCBI's taxonomy places the organism in Eukaryota, Viridiplantae, Streptophyta, Magnoliopsida, Poales, Poaceae. The transcript is spliced from 2 exons.